Molecule: messenger RNA, 1204 nt
Organism: Olea europaea var. sylvestris
Lineage: Eukaryota; Viridiplantae; Streptophyta; Magnoliopsida; Lamiales; Oleaceae
Exons: 1
Coding region: 127-945 (272 amino acids)
Source: RefSeq, a predicted model, not a curated record
UCGUGAAUUAGCCGUUGAGACUCACUGCACAGAACCGUCGGAAAAAAAUGAAAACUACACAACAAAACGGUUCAAUAACCUCAAUUUCACACGCCACAUACUGAAAUCUCACUAUCUCUCUGUACUAUGGCCGAUUUUCUGACGGACAGUGAUGAUGAGAAGAAGGUCGAUGAGCUUCUGUCUCAGGCAAUGGACCUUACUGUGCUUGAGCAAGUUGCUGCCAUUAAUUGUUCUGGUUUCAAUGAUUCCGAUCUUCCAUCUCAUCUUGAAACCCGUUUUCAAAAACUCAAAUCUUUCCCAGUAGAGAAAUCGAAGUCCGAUCUUUUGUCAACCAAAAGCUUCAAUUCUUCAAAAACCCCAGAAUUCAAGAACAGGGAUCUGAUUAAUGAAGCCAAAAAGGUUAACCCUAGUGAAGAAAUUAAAGGGUAUUUUUCAGAUGAAAGAUCAAAGGAGAAAAUGGGUUCAAAAUCAACUGAAAAUGGGUUAAAGAAAAAUCCAGUUGGUAAAAAUUGCGUAUCGCCUACAGAAUCAUUUGAGAAUGAGAGUUUUCCUUCUUUGAAGAAAAACGCACAAGGGAAAAUGGGAAAAAAGCAACCGAAAUCCCCAUCUUCGGCUUCGUGGGACGAUUUUUCGGGUGAGUCUCUGUCCCCACCUGCAAAAACUGGUUGCUUUUGGUGUUCUCCGAAAAAGGCUUCGAGGAAAAACAGCAAAGAAAACAGGAGUCUGGAUAGAGACCUUGAUUGGGGGAAGAAUGAUGAGUUUUUAUCUGAUAUGAGUAAUUUUUCGUCGAAAAGUCAAAAAAAGAAGAUGAUGAAGGCUAUGAAGGAAGAGGAAGAGAUAUGUAGGGAGGCAGAGAAGAUUAUCAAGUGGGCAAAGCAAGCUUCAGCAAGGAUGGAUGUUUCUGGCAUUGAAGAUGAGCUAAGUGAUAAUGAGAAUUUUAAAUGAUCACUUACAGUUUAUGUUCACUACAUUUUCCUAUACAAGAAAGAUAUAUUCCAUUUUUUUUUAAUUUGAUCCUAUUAUAUGGUUUUCUGUUCCGCUUGUGGAGUUUUAUUAGUAUAAAGAUACAAAUUGUAUACGUUUGGGUUGCUACAUAUUAUACGGAGGAAAAAAUUGAUAUCCUGCACCAUUUAUGGUACACUUUUAGUAAAUUGAUGGUUUAGAGAUCACAUGAAUGGUGAAUUUUUUUAUGCCUUAGAUUUCU